GGUGUAUGUGGAUGUGACAGAUACAUAACUGGUUCGAUUAGGGAUGUUCUUCGGACAAUAGUAAAGAAAGAUGGAUACAGGGGGCUUGUGAGGGGGUGGUUACCAAGGAUGCUCUUCCAUGCUCCUGCUGCUGCAAUUUGUUGGUCAACUUAUGAAGCUGGAAAAUCCUUCUUCCAAGAAAUAGAUAGUGGUAGCAACAAUAGCAAUGACACCUGA
Messenger RNA from Ilex paraguariensis (yerba mate), 216 nucleotides. The record is from the annotation of a GenBank genome assembly. Lineage: Eukaryota; Viridiplantae; Streptophyta; Magnoliopsida; Aquifoliales; Aquifoliaceae.